AUGUCGUUGACCAAUUCAACUCCGUGUUGUUCAGAAAACGAUCAACACCACAAUCAAAAUGUUGUUGUCCAACCUCUACUCACAGAUCUUUAUCAAAUUACGAUGGCCUAUUCUUAUUGGCUAAGUGGAAAACAGAAUGAUGUUGCAGGUUUUGAUCUUUAUUUCCGCAAGAAUCCGUUCCAAGGGGAGUUUACCAUCUUUGCUGGCUUGGAAGAGUGUGUUAAAUACUUAAAGAAAUUCCAUUUCUCUGACAGUGAUAUUGAAUACCUUCGCACAGUUCUUCCCAAACACACCCAUCCAGGUUUUUUUGACUACCUCAAAGAAAUGAAUGUAAACAGUGUCACGAUGUGGGCCAUUGAUGAAGGGACUGUUGUAUUCCCUAAAGUUCCACUCAUUAUGGUUGAAGGCCCACUUCCCAUAGUUCAACUGCUGGAGACUUGUUUUUUAAACCUUGUCAAUUAUGCCAGUUUGGUGGCUACCAAUGCAGUUAGAUUCCGUUUGGCUGCAGGUCCUGAUAUGACGUUGUUUGAAUUUGGAUUGCGUCGUGCCCAAGGGCCUGAUGGAGGCAUGUCUGCUUCUCGUUACUGUUACAUGGGAGGCUUUGAUGGAACCAGCAAUGUUUUAGCGGGGAAACUCUAUGACAUUCCUGUGCAGGGCACACAUGCUCAUGCCUUUGUCAAUUCAUUCAUCAAUUUUGAAAGUUUGAAGUAUAGGCAACUGAAGAAGAAAGAUUCUGAUGAAAUGGUGGACUUCUUGGAACUUUGUUUGAAAUGGCAAGAUACUCUCUCAAAUGAAUUUGGGUUUUUAAAAGAUCAAGUUAGCGAAGGUGAACUUGCUGCUUUCUGUUCCUAUGCGAUUUCCUUUCCAGACGCUUUUCUUGCUCUCAUUGACACCUACGACGUGGUGAAGAGUGGUCUGCCUAAUUUUUGUGCUGUUGCUUUAGCCUUGCACGAAAUUGGAUAUAUCCCAAAAGGAGUUCGGCUUGACAGUGGUGACUUGGCCUACCUCUCCCAUACCUCUCGUAAGAUGUUCCAAGUGGUGGCAGAAAAAUUUAAUAUUCCAAUGUUUGCUAAACUGACCAUUGUUGCCAGCAACGACAUCAAUGAAGACACAAUCCAUUCACUAAACCAGCAGACACAUCAGAUCAACUGUUAUGGCAUUGGAACUCACCUGGUUACUUGCCAAAAACAACCGGCCUUGGGAUGCGUAUUCAAGCUUGUUGAGAUUAAUGGUAUUCCUCGAAUUAAGCUGAGCGAAGAACCAGAAAAGAUCAGUAUUCCUGGAAAGAAAUGUGCCUAUCGUCUAUUUGGAGCGGAUGACAUAGCCUUAGUAGAUGUAUUAAUGAGAGACAAUGAAAAUCCGCCAAAGGCUGAAGAACGGGUGUUUUGUCGCCACCCAUUCCAAGAAACAAAGCGUGCUUAUGUAAUGCCAACACGAGUUGAGCCACUUUACAAAGUUUAUUGGAAAAAUGGCAAGGUUCAACAAAAUUUACCAACUCUUCGUGAGAUGAGAGAAAAGACAAUUUCGUCUUUGUGUCACAUACGACAGGAUCAUAAGCGUGCCCUGCAACCCAGUCCAUAUAAAGUUGCAGUGAGUGCAAAACUCUACACAUUCAUGCACAAUCUCUGGCUGGACAAUGCUCCUGUUGGGGAGUUAUCUUAG
Acanthosepion pharaonis is the source of this 1662-nucleotide messenger RNA. The record is from the annotation of a GenBank genome assembly. Lineage: Eukaryota; Metazoa; Mollusca; Cephalopoda; Sepiida; Sepiidae.